Manihot esculenta (cassava) is the source of this 2149-nucleotide messenger RNA. RefSeq names its product probable amidase At4g34880. The record is from RefSeq and is a predicted model, not a curated record. Bases 531 to 2063 code for a protein of 510 amino acids. Lineage: Eukaryota; Viridiplantae; Streptophyta; Magnoliopsida; Malpighiales; Euphorbiaceae. The transcript is spliced from 5 exons.
UUAUAGAACGGAAAAAAUAAUUUAAAUUUAAUUAUGAAUCCUUUAGAAUAUGUCAUCUUUUCAUUGACCAAAUAUACUUAUUUUAUAUUUUUGGCUUUGAUGCAGUGCAUGUUUGCCGCUUGCAUAACCUUACUGAAGAAACUAUAAGUAAUGGACGGCCAAGGCCUGAAGACCAGGACUUGGUCAUAUGGAAAUAUUAACACCAUUAGUUUGUCUGCUUUCAGAUCGUUCUAUAUAUAAUUAUGUAUAUGAAACAGGCAAAUAUUUCCAUAUGCAUAGAGCUAGCAACGGAUUGAAAAAAAGCAGAAUCUUGUCAAGAACAUAUAAUUCUCAUGAAGAAAUGUUCAGUGCAUCUUAGACGAUUUGCAAAACUUUGCAUAAACAUCCAAAUCCACAAUAUCCCACAAUGUAUCCUCAGCUCUGCUCUGUUGCAGAGGCUGCUCUCUCUAUAUAUUCAGACCAUUCCUCUCGUCUAACUCCAACCAAAGCCCAAAAAGUGAAUAAGAUCAACUCUCUGUUUCGUUUUGCAUAUGGAAAACAAUUCAUAUGUUAAGCUUUUGCUCCUUUCAUCUCUCGUUUUGGUUGUUCUAACUGUAACAAGCCAUGGUUUCUCCAUUAAAGAAGCAACGAUUUAUGAUCUCCAACUUGCUUUUAAGCAAAACCAACUCACUUCCAGGCAACUCGUUGAGUACUACAUUGGAGAGAUCCGUAGACUCAACUCAGUCCUCAAUGGUCUCAUAGAAAUAAACCCUGAUGCGCUCUAUCAGGCUGAUAAGGCUGACUAUGAGCGCAGGGUCAAGGCACAAGGUUCACUGGUUGGUUUGCAUGGCAUCCCUAUCCUGCUCAAGGAUAACAUCGGAACCAAGGAUAAGCUGAACACCACAGCUGGUUCAUUUGCACUGUUUCGAUCGGUUGUGCCUCAAGAUGCAGGUGUGGUGAUGAAGCUCAGGAAAGCAGGAGCUAUCAUUUUGGGAAAAGCUAGCAUGACUGAGUGGGCUGCUUUCAGAUCUCUUACCCUGCCUAAUGGCUUCAGUGCUAGAGGUGGCCAAGGAAAGAAUCCUUAUGUUCUAUCAGCAGAUCCUUGCGGGUCAAGCAGCGGGCCAGCAAUAUCAGUAGCAGCAAAUUUGGUAGCUGUGUCACUUGGGACAGAGACUGAUGGAUCUAUCUUAUGUCCUUCCAAUGCCAACUCUGUUGUGGGCAUAAAACCAACAGUUGGUCUCACCAGUCGAGCCGGAGUUGUUCCAGUUUCUUUCAGACAGGACACCAUUGGGCCUAUCUGCAGGACAGUUUCGGAUGCUGUCUAUGUCCUUGAUGCCAUUGCUGGUGUUGAUUACAAUGAUGGUGCGACCAAGGGAGCAUUGCAGUUCAUUCCAUAUGGUGGCUAUAAGCAAUUUCUCAAACCUUAUGGGCUUAAAGGGAAGCGACUUGGGGUAGUAAGGAAUCCAUUCUUGAAUUUUGCUAGUAAAGCUGAGAGUCAAGCUUUUGAAUACCAUCUUCAGACACUAAGACAAAGAGGUGCAGUUGUUAUAGAUCAUUUGGAAAUUGCCAAUAUUAAUACAAUCUUGAAUCCCAAUGCAAGCGGUGAAGCUGUUGCAUUGUUAGCCGAGUUCAAAAUCUCCCUGAAUGCUUACCUGGGAAACCUGGUGGCUUCUCCAGUCCGAUCCUUGGCUGAUGUUAUAGCUUUCAAUCAAAAAUUUGCAGAAGUGGAAAAGAUUCAGGAAUUUGGCCAAGACAUCUUUCUAGCAGCUCAGGCUACAAAUGGAAUUGGCAACGCAGAGAGGGCAGCAUUGGCGAAUUUAGCUAAACUGACAAGAGAUGGUUUUCAGAAGUUGAUGUGGGAUAAUAAGCUAGAUGCACUUGUGACUCCUGGAGCAGGAGUUGCUCCUGUUCUUGCAAUUGGAGGAUUUCCAGGAAUUAAUGUUCCAGCAGGAUAUGAUGACAAGGGGGUGCCUUUUGGCAUUAACUUUGGAGGACUAAAGGGUACUGAACCAAAGCUAAUUCAGAUUGCUUAUGGGUUUGAGCAAGCCACAAAGAUUAGGAAGCCUCCUGUGUUCAAGCCUUGAGUUCUUUUCAUCAGAAAAGAAUAAAUGUUAUGGAAGCUUUUUUUCAUAAAAUCUCCAGCAAAAAAUACACAAUUUUCCUUCUUUUC